Messenger RNA from Helianthus annuus (common sunflower), 735 nucleotides. RefSeq names its product WD repeat-containing protein 87-like. Bases 1 to 735 code for a protein of 244 amino acids. The record is from RefSeq and is a predicted model, not a curated record. The transcript has 3 exons. NCBI's taxonomy places the organism in Eukaryota, Viridiplantae, Streptophyta, Magnoliopsida, Asterales, Asteraceae.
AUGAAGAUUGAAGAUUAUAACUGGUGGAAAAAUCGGUUUGAGGGUUGGAUAAAAGCGUUUGCUCCUGAAAGUUGGUUAAAAUUAAAAUAUGGAUAUACAGAACCAGUAAAAGAGGGAGGAGAGUUAGUAAAUGAAAAAGAGUUCACAGAAAUAGAUGUUAAAAAUAUUGUUGCUGAAAACAAAAUGAUUACAUUGUUAAAACAGUCAGAAGAUUAUUACAAGAAAGCAAUUUAUCAUCAGAAAAAAUUUGAACCUCCUAGAUUGAAGCAGCCUGAAGAAAAAUCAAGAGCUCUGGCAGUUAUUCAUGACGAUGAAGGCUAUGACUGGAGUCAAGAUCUCCCUGAAGAAGAUGCAGUUGGAUAUGCAUUUGUAGCUAAUGUUGAUCAUGACAGAUGGUGGAGAAGAGAUUAUGCGAGAUGGGAAAUUGAAAAAUUCAGAGAAUCAUUCAAAGAAGCUACUUUCAACACAAGAAGGUUAUCUGAUAAAGAAUAUUUGCCGGAUUUGUUGAAUAAGAUAAAAGAAAUUUGUGAAGCGAGUCUACCAAAGGUGGUAGAAAUGAAGAAAAGGAAAGAAGAAGAGUUGAAAAAGAUGGUAGAAGAGGUGAAGGUUCUGGUAAAGAAUGAUGCUGAAGGAGAGCAGAAGAUUGAAGAAAAACAGAAAGAAGAAGAAGAAGAAGAGAAGAAGAAGAAAGAGGAAGAUCAGACAGAAAAACCGGUGCUAAAAGAGACUGAGUAA